UUUUUUUCUUUUUUUUUACAGUUUUAUUUUUCAAAUUGACAAAACGUAUGGCCUCCAAACAGUCUAGACUCGAGAGACUUGUGUAUGUCGAGGAGUGUGUGAGCCUAUUAUUUGGCAAUUGAUCGGCUGGCGUGGUUUGAGUACAUAAUAACAGGAAAAUGAGAUUUGAUUUAUGAAUCUCUUCGUCGUCUAAUUUACAAUUUUAAGCCAGUCUGUAGCUACAGUCGGAGAUUCCUGCAAAGCGCGCUCCCGAGCCAAACUUCACCAACUGUGCGCGCUCUGGGGCGCAUGAUACUUAACGCCUGGCGUCUAGUUUGUGUUGGAAGAGCAAGGCCAAUAUGUACACCGGGCUUGCGAAUGAAAUACGAUAAACAGGGAUAUUGUGCCUAUCACGUCGCCCGACGCCCACCCACACAUCUGCAUUGAACUGAAGGAUAUUUCAUCCGAGCAUGAAACUACUCCUUGAACAAAAAGCAAGACCUGAAGCAAAAUGGACCAGAUGGCCACCGCACCUGAGCCAAGCAAACUUGAAUGCAGACAUGGGAAACAGUUUCCAGUUUGUGAUGCACAGCUCUCUUUUUGUGGCGCCCUCUGCUACCUCAACCUGGGGCCAGAUGGAAGAACUACUCAUUAAAAGUGAUGAGGUGCCUGAGUCUUUGGUAAUGAACUGCUGCCUAGCCCAGAUGGCUCAUUGUUGUCUGCUGCCAUGCCCCUUUAAUAACACACUUUGGGCAUUCAUUGGUGCAAGCUUCAGUUCCCACAUGUGUGUCCCAGUGGGUUCUAUUUGAGUCCAUAUUUCAUAUUGGGGAUCUGACAUUUCUGACCGUUUUGUGUUUAUAUAAUCUGGGGGUAAUUUAAGCAGAUGUAGUGUAACAAAGCUGAAGCGAUCACAGCGGUGUUGCUUUCUUUCUCUCCUGUCUGUAGGUGUAGGUACAACAAACGUUUGGAGCAUGCUGACAUGCAUGAUCUGUUCAAACAAACUGCUUACAAUUCCAAAUCCACUUAAAAAGCAGUUAUCAUCUGCUCUUGGGAUUCUGCUAUUCAUGUCUGUCAUGAGAUCAUGUCUGAAAUAAAUGGAAGGACUACUCUAAGGGACCAGUAUUCAAAUUCACUGUCUCUGAUAUGUGGACGCUGUCUUUUAAAUUGAGUGUGGAGAGUCCCAGGUGCUUGUACGUAGCAGCCUUGAUGCCUUUUCAGAUUAGCAAAGAACAGAGCACAGUUUCAUUAGGUCUCUGUUGACACAAUUCCACUUUAACCAAUAAAGUGGUUGGUAUGAUUAAAAAUUGUAUAGUGAGAGCUACUAUAUUUUAGAAUGAAUUUAAACACUGACACAUUAUAGGCAAAUCACAAUACUAGACUGCAGCGACGCAUCGCCCACUCUGAGGUUUCUCACUUAUGGAGUGAAAAAAGCUGUGCUCCAGAAUAGCUUGUUAACAAUGAUGUCAUUGGUGGUAAACCAGCCCUGACCUAACACUACUUUAUCUUUAAACUUUUUUUGAAUUUUUAUUUUUGAGUUGGAACAGAUUGUUGCCCUUUUCAGUCUGCAGGCUUUGUAUUUCACUCUGUGUGAGCCAAAAGUGUUCCUGAGCAGCUCCGGUGGCAGCUGAGUUCCACCGCAUAAUCCAUGUGUUUUGGGGGCUGUUGCAUCUGUGUUUUGAUCCGUCCAUAUGUGACUAAAUCACCCAAGAUGCAUUUUAGUGCUGCGAGUGAAUGGUGCCAGUUUCUUUCUUGUGUGCACUGAGCCAGCUAUCGCAUUCUCUGCUGCUGACAGACACAUUCUGGCCCAGAGUGAUAUUUUGAUUUCACCCAGGCUCCUUUUCCUGGCUGCCUCAGUUUUGUGUGUGUAUUUGUUUAAGAAGCAGGAGAUCUAGCCAGAGUUUAUGCACAGAGAGGGGAGGGUCAGGCAGAGUGAACGCUUCACAUACCAAUGGUAGUAGCUGGUUAUUGGUUACACUGUCAACUAGAAAGCAGGCCCCAAUCUCCGAUUCAGCUGUGAUAGUUUGUUACAGGUUGCAUGUGAGAAAUUAGUGGAUGCAUAAAGUCAAAAGAAAAGACAGAGAGGAACGUGAGGUAUGGAGUGAGCAAGGGCAGCUGGUGGUGCAGCCUGCAGCCAGACAAGGCUGAAAUUUGAGAACUGCAAUACCACAGAGCCGAGCAGAGGGAGAGACACAAGGAGAAUGUCCAUCUAGGAGACAGAGACGAAGCUUACAAGGACGUGGAGGGCACCGAAAAUGACGUGAAUGGAGGCCCAGACAUUUCAAGAGAAGACGAAAGCCUUAUUGGGAAAUCUUAUGGACGAAGAAAUGAGUCGCCAGACUGCCACCGCGCUGCCCACAGGAACCUCCAAGUGCGUCCCCUCCCAGCGCGUGCCCACCCUGUCGGGCACUACAGCUUCCAACAGUGACCUGGCCAGCCUGUUUGAGUGCCCCGUCUGUUUUGACUAUGUUCUGCCUCCCAUUCUGCAGUGCCAGUCAGGACACCUGGUAUGUUCCAACUGCCGGCCCAAACUCACUUGUUGCCCCACAUGCCGAGGUCCCCUGGGCUCCAUCAGGAACCUGGCCAUGGAGAAGGUGGCCAACUCUGUUCUCUUCCCCUGCAAGUAUGCCUCAUCGGGCUGCGAAGUCACCUUGCCUCAUACCGACAAAACGGAACACGAAGAGCUGUGUGAGUUCCGGCCGUACUCCUGCCCCUGCCCUGGUGCCUCCUGCAAGUGGCAGGGCUCCCUGGAUGCCGUCAUGCCUCACUUGAUGCACCAGCACAAGUCCAUCACAACACUGCAGGGUGAGGACAUCGUCUUCCUGGCCACAGACAUCAACCUGCCGGGUGCAGUGGACUGGGUGAUGAUGCAGUCGUGCUUUGGCUUUCACUUCAUGCUGGUGCUGGAGAAGCAGGAGAAAUACGACGGCCACCAGCAGUUCUUUGCCAUCGUGCAGCUCAUCGGGACUCGCAAGCAGGCCGAAAACUUUGCCUACCGACUGGAGCUGAACGGACACCGGCGCAGACUCACCUGGGAGGCCACACCGCGCUCCAUCCACGAAGGCAUCGCCACGGCCAUCAUGAACAGCGACUGCCUGGUGUUCGACACGUCCAUCGCACAGCUGUUCGCUGAGAACGGCAAUCUAGGCAUUAACGUCACUAUCUCCAUGUGCUAAAAGACUCAAAGGAUGGUCAGAAGUUACAGAUUGUCAGGGGGUCAAAUAAGUGGUGACCUCAUAGUGCCCUCCCCCUCUCUCCCUUACCCUUUGAGAUGUGGAACUGGACUGUCUUGAGACAGCUGUGGAGGGUGAAUGGGAGGUAGGAUCAAUGAGCUAGUAAACACAAGGACAUUACGGUGUAGUGACUGCUACAGACUCCUAAACACACAUGAAAACAUAUGAGACAUGACAUGCAGAUGCAGUCUCAUCAUCUUUGUCAUCAACGUGGAGACAUCACCUGAAAAGCUGUUGAGUCAUAUUCUUAUGUUCGUGUCUCUCCCGAUGCGGUUUCCCAACAGCCCCCCCCCCCCAAUCGAUCCGCAGACAUUUCAGACACUACAGCUCUCCAGCCUUUGCUCAGAAGCUGGUCAUUACUGAGCCGCCUCACGCUGCUACAUUCACACAGCAACAAAGGUCUAAGCUAUGUCCAACACAGACUCCUGGUCGGUGCCAGGCAGCUCACCAGCUUGUAUCUGUCUAGCUUUCUCUUCUGUCCGACCUCCAUGAAAUGAACUGCCAACUGGCUCAGGCUCAUCUAGGCUGUGACUGGCCUUGAUUAGUUCAAACUGGAAACCAGUGUCAUGAAAUUCUCUGGUUCCAGCUUUGUAGAUUUGGCCUGUGACUGACAUGGCUGGUGAUGGCUAAGACUGGAACCAGCACAUAAACAUGGAUGACUGUAGCACCCAUAAGCACCCGGUAUGUUCAGGACUGGAAUCUUGGACAUGCAUUGAGGGUCGAUUGAUGUCCUAUUUACAUCUCUGUUUUCCCUCCAGUUCACACCAGUCCACCCCAAAGCUAAUGAUUGUGCAUCACAUGCUCUUUUUUAGUUGAUAGGUUAGGAUCUGCUCUCAUACUGUAUGGAUAUAGGAAGACCCCAGCUACAUCAGCUCUGGAAUCAACUUUUUGUUAAAAAAAUUUUGUACGUUAUUUUCAUGGAGUGGACAACAGUGGAGUUCAGUUUGUCGGAGAGGUUCUGUUCUCAAAAUGUGGAAAAAAACACUGCAUUUCCGUCAAGUCAAUGUUUUGUUUGGAGUCAAUUUCUUAUGUUUUUGAUUUUCUUCGUCUUUUUUGUAGAAGAUGAGCGAAGAGCUGUUUGCGUGCACGCAUGUCAGACGUGGCUACAAGCCUCCUCACCUUUGUCCUUUUCCCUCACUUUUUUCAUUAACCUCAUUCUCCACCACGCUCUGUCUGCCAGCAUUAGCCAGCCAGGAAUGAGGGACAAUUUAUACCGUUACACAAUGUUGCUAUCGUUAUUAUUAAAUGGAGAUUAUCAUAUUGAUCAUUUUUUGUAAUUACUUUUAAAAACAAAUUAAAGGCAGUUGUAAAACGUGUGGCUAAACUUCAGUGUCUGUAGUUAAAAAGCAAGUUGUGUCGUUCUUCUUCUAAAGAAUUGAUUUUUCCAGAGUUGAAUUGUUCUCAUGUAUUCGUCUCUGUCCUCUUGUGUGCUAUGCCCUCCCCCCCUUAUUUUUUUCUUGUCUUGGGAGGCACGGAGGUGUUGCCACUCGUCUCUCUCUUUCUCUUCAUGUGGAGUCUCAGUAAUGUUGCUGCUCUCCUUCAACUCCCUGACUUUUCUGUUUUAAUAUGUCAUUAAAUAAAUCUAUCUUUUUCAUA
Molecule: messenger RNA, 4805 nt
Organism: Betta splendens (Siamese fighting fish)
Lineage: Eukaryota; Metazoa; Chordata; Actinopteri; Anabantiformes; Osphronemidae
Gene: siah1
Product: siah E3 ubiquitin protein ligase 1
Exons: 7
Coding region: 2241-3152 (303 amino acids)
Biological process (GO): multicellular organism development; proteasome-mediated ubiquitin-dependent protein catabolic process
Cellular component (GO): cytoplasm
Molecular function (GO): zinc ion binding; ubiquitin conjugating enzyme binding; ubiquitin protein ligase activity
Source: RefSeq, a predicted model, not a curated record